AUGAGUUGGUUGAGAAAUUUGCAAGGUCAACUGACAGAUCUUGCGAAUGAAGUUUUGAGCGAAGCAACAGAAGAAAUCGAUGAUCCAAAUUCCGAGUUGCAGGUUGCUAAGAAGAAAUGCUCAGAGUUUGAAGCGCAGUUGACGACUGAGCAGCGUAAAGUUGGUUCUUUGGAAGCACAUGCGAAAGAUCUAGAAGAACAACUUUAUGCCACACAGUCGGAAUUGGAUAAUCAUAAAGGCAAGUAUGAAGAUAUUCUGAAAUCUCGCGAUUCGGAAAUAUCUAAGCUCAAGGUUGAACUUGAACGUAUCAAAGCAGAGGAUUGGGAAGAGGGUUUCGAUGAUGAUGAAGAAGAGAAAUGUGCAGAUCUUGAGAAAGAAGUCCAACACUGGAAAUCUUUGUACAUGGAGCGAAAUGCUGAGCCAAUGAUAUCCAGAUCAGAGCACGAAGCUUUCAUUGAUAAGCUGCAAGCUCUUAAAGACACCGAGGUGGCAUCUUUAAUGGAAUAUCACGCUAAUGUUAUUGCCGAACUUAGAGAAAGUUAUGAAGACAAGAUGGCAACGCUUCGGCUCGCCUCGUCGUCUUCUACCAGCAAUGUGGAUCUGCUUGACACUGUACUGCUAGAGAAAGAAGAGUUAUUAGAAGAGAAGCGGAAGUUAGAAGCAAUCCGGAAAUCAUCAAAUGAUGAUAAACCUCUAAUCGUGGAUAUAAUUGAUGGGUCUGAGCCAUCUGAACCAUCCCCCUCCUCCAUGGAAAUGGAGAACAAGCUGGCUGAAGCUAAUGCUAGAAUAGAGCGAUUAUUGGUAGAUCUCAAAGACCAGGCAAUGCUUUAUGCUGAAAUUAAAUCUCAAAAGGAAGAGAUCGUUAGCCUUGUUGAGCAGAAUGAGGAGUUGACUAAUGCCUACAAUGAGAUGAAUGAUGAGUAUGAAGAAUUCAAGACUGCGAGAACUACUUCGGAGGACGUGGAAGCUCGUAAUGAAGAGAUGAGCAGAAGAAUCGAGUUUCUGAGCGCAACUUUGGUUGAAUACAAAGAGCGGUACGAGAUCUGUAGAAGAGAGAAUGCUGACACUAGCAGACAGCUGGAGAGACUUAACAGUAAUUUCGACCGAAUUAAGAAUGACUUGGAUGAGGCGAGAACAAAGAAUGCUGAGAAAGAUGAUCUGAUGACGAAAGAAGUGGAUAAUUUACGGAAAGAGCUAGAAAAUUCUAUUCAAGACCGUACAAAGCUUCGUUCGGACAUCCAGAACUUCAAGGCUGCAGUAGGAUCGAUCGAUGAAGAUUUGAGUCGUCUGCGGGAGACAAAUAACUUUUUAGUAUCAGAAAAUGAUAGGUUACAAGUAUUCGUAGAGGGGUUGAAAGAAAAACGGAAAGAGCAGGAAACGAUGGAAGAUCCUGAAGCGCUUUCUAACUAUAUCGAUUCGAUGAAGAAUUUGCAAGAUCUGCAGAAAAGCGAAACUUCCGUGCUUCAAAAUCUUCUGACACAAGUCACUGAACAGAAAGAAGCUCUGGAGAAUGCUAAUAAGCUGCUCGAGGAGAGAGUUGCUUUGCUGGAAGAAUAUCAAGAAUUGCAUAAGAAAGAAGAACAAGGGGAAACCAUGUAUAAUGACUUAUACAAGAAGAAGAUGAAGAUUAUAGAAACUCUUAAUGAGGAUCUCAAGGAGAAGUUGAAGACAGCCGAAGAAACUUUGUCUUCGAACGAAAAGGAAAUUGAGGGUCUCAAUGAGCAAUUGAAAGAAGCUCUAUCCGCCAUCACGGAAGUAACAGAAGAUGCAACCAGAGCCAAAAAGAUGGCUGACGAUUUUGAGAAAGAGAUCACUGUUCAACAAAACUGUGUUGACGAACUUAUCAUCCAAAAUAAUCUUCUGCAAGUGCAAUAUCAGGAAGCAACAGAUAAUGCUCGUGCAUUGCGAGAUCAGAUGAGGGAAAAGGAUAGUGAGUACUCUAGACUUGAAUUAGAAAAUGCCCGAAUCAAAACUGAAAAUGAAGUCUACAGAAACAAGGUGGAGACAGAACCGGCACCAGUAGUUGUACCCGUACCCGUAUCCGAUUGUUAUAACGAAGAAACAUUCAAGAGAUUAGAAGGCCAAUUGCUGGAGAAAGAAUCAGAAGUUUUAUGCUUGAGAAAUCGGGUGGAAAAACUGCUAGAAGAGAAAGAGGAAGAAGAUGGCUCUGAAAAUGUAGCAUCUGCCAGAAUAGCUGAGUUAGAAGCGGGUAUGGAGCAACUUCAGAGUUACAGUGAGGAGCUGAAAAAUUCGUUGACAGAGAAACAUAAAGAGAGCGUGGAGUAUUACAACCAGUUGGUUCAAGCAGUUGAACGAGCCGAAAAAUCAGAUUCACAAUUGAGAGUUGCUACCCUAAAGGAAGAAGAAGCUCAUCAAUUAUUAGCCAAAGAAAAAGAGCACACUGCGAAAUUGACGGCUGAAUUACAGAGAUUGAAAGAGCAUUUGGUGUUUGUAGAGGAGACUUCUACGCGGGAAGCCGUAGAAAGUGAAAAACGCGAGACUGAGUUCCGUGAUAAAAUUCGAUCCCUUCAAAGUGCUCAUAGUGCAGCUAAUGUGAAUGCAUCAGAAGCUACCCAGAAUUACGAAUCAACUGUUCAAGAAUUGCGAAACAAACUCGAGAAUGCUGAACAGAAACUUGAAGACUGGAGAACGAAAUGUAAGCAGGAAGAGCAUCUACGUAAAGAAACCCAGGAUGCCCUGAGCAGUUUACAGAGCGUAGUGCGGGAAUUAUCGAUUGAUCACGAGAAGGAAUCCGCAUCAACCAUGCAUAAAAAUCUUGAAUUGCAGUCACGUGUCGAUGUGCUGAAUGACAAGCUCUCCAAUGCGUUGGACAAUGUUGAGAAACUCCAAUUAGAUAAGCAAGCUAUUGAAGAGACGUGUGAUUCCGUGAAGGAGACUGUUACGAGUAAACAACAUAUCAUUGAAGAUCUCGAGAGCCAAGUUGAAGAGCUUAGGUCGGCGAAAUCUUCGAACGAGAAUUAUCGAGUUGACGAUGCUACACUCCGUCAGCUGUUCCUCAAUUUCUUCACUGCACCAGCGGAAACUAAGCCAGAUAUUGCACUACUACUCGCUAGUAUUCUAGAAUAUACGGAAGAUGAUGUUAUGAAGAUAAAAAGCGCGGUUAAACCUGGAAAUAAGACGGGCAAGAUGGGGGAUGCAGGAGCAUCACUUGCCGAUCAGUUUAUACGCUUUUUGGAGAACGAGUCGGAGUCUGGGAUGACAGCGCCUCAUUUGCCCGUUGACCCCCGCUAG
Messenger RNA from Auanema sp. JU1783, 3252 nucleotides. The record is from the annotation of a GenBank genome assembly. NCBI's taxonomy places the organism in Eukaryota, Metazoa, Nematoda, Chromadorea, Rhabditida, Rhabditidae.